AAGGGGCGCUAUACUUUGUUAACAGCUCUUGUGUAGGCUCUGGUUCGAGCUCUGUGUCCACUUUGCGUCCUGGUUUCUCUUUGCUGCUUCUCACCUUGAGGCUUUUGUUGUACGUUGAGGGGACAGAUGAUUUAGGAAGGCUGAGCAGGGAGUGAGUGAUCGGCCCCAUCCACCUCCACCCCCACCCCCACCCUCCUACCCUAACUUCUCAGCCUUUUGAUGUGAAGUUAGUGUAUGUGUAUGUUGGUGUCUUUUAGGCGCUCCUUAGAAGAAACCAGUUAAAAACCACUGUUGGAAUAAGGAUUAGUUCAGUGUACACUUCACCCGUGGAGACUUCCAGAGAUGAAAGUGGAGUUGAAAGUCUCCUUCACUCCUGAGAUUUUAUGCUGAUGCUGACAUCAAGGAGAGCCUUGCUCAUGUGGAUUGCCCUCUGGGGAGAGGCAAGGGCUGUUCCAUCUACAGAAGGAAGUGAAACCGACUCACUUGCCCAGGCCAUAGACAACUUAGUGCUCUCACUAAUUGUGCUCAUUGCCUGGAGCCCCUGGGGCACAAAGCACCGAAGUUCCAAAUCUAUGGGGAGAGCCAGCUUUUUUGGUGGGCUUUUUGACUUUCUGGGACCUCCAGGUUACAUGGUGUGCCUAGCUAGGCUGUAGGGUAUAAGAGAGUUUAAGGAUGGAUUCUGAUCCCGGCUUACAUUGUUAUCCUUCUUUAGUGUUGCCUUCUGCUUCCUGAAGAGAAAGAAGACAGCUCAGGAGAGGUUUUCUUGACAGUCAUCUCAACAGAAGAGCUCUGAGAGAUGGAACCCGAGGAAGAAAGAAUCCGUUAUAGCCAGAGACUGCGUGGCACCAUGCGAAGACGCUAUGAAGAUGAUGGUAUUUCUGAUGAUGAAAUUGAAGGAAAAAGGACUUUUGACUUGGAUGAAAAACUCCACACCAACAAAUACAAUGCUAGCUUUGUCACCUUUAUGGAAGGAAAAGAUUUUAAUGUAGAGUAUAUCCAGCGGGGUGGCUUGAGAGACCCUCUGAUUUUCAAGAAUUCUGAUGGACUUGGAAUAAAGAUGCCUGAUCCGGACUUCACUGUGAAUGAUGUGAAAUUGUGUGUGGGGAGCCGGAGAUUGGUGGAUGUCAUGGAUGUGAACACUCAGAAAGGCAUUGAAAUGACCAUGGCCCAGUGGACCCGCUAUUAUGAGACUCCAGAGGAAGAGCGUGAAAAACUCUAUAAUGUUAUCAGCCUGGAAUUCAGCCACACCAGACUGGAGAACAUGGUGCAAAGGCCUACCACGGUGGACUUUAUCGAUUGGGUGGACAACAUGUGGCCAAGACACUUGAAGGAAAGCCAGACAGAGUCCACCAAUGCCAUUCUGGAGAUGCAGUAUCCCAAAGUGCAGAAGUACUGUCUCAUGAGUGUCCGGGGCUGCUACACAGACUUUCACGUGGACUUCGGUGGCACCUCUGUGUGGUACCACAUACACCAGGGGGGAAAGGUCUUCUGGCUCAUACCACCGACGGCCCAAAACCUGGAACUGUACGAGAACUGGCUGCUGUCGGGAAAACAGGGAGAUAUCUUCCUGGGUGACCGCGUGUCAGAAUGCCAGCGCAUUGAGCUCAAGCAGGGGUACACCUUUGUUAUCCCUUCAGGCUGGAUUCAUGCAGUAUACACCCCCACAGACACAUUAGUGUUCGGGGGCAACUUUUUGCACAGUUUUAACAUCCCCAUGCAGCUCAAAAUCUACAACAUUGAAGAUCGGACGCGGGUCCCCAAUAAGUUCCGUUAUCCAUUCUACUAUGAGAUGUGUUGGUACGUGUUAGAACGAUAUGUCUACUGCAUCACCAACCGCUCCCACCUGACCAAGGAUUUCCAGAAAGAAUCCCUCAGCAUGGAUUUGGAAUUAAAUGGUCUGGAGUCUGGAAGCGUGGAUGAGGAGGCUUCCGAGAAAGAGCCGAGGCGCCUGAGCAGCCGACGCUCUAUCCUCACCAGCCCCAUGGCCAACGGAGUCAACGUGGAUUAUGAUGGGCUGGGCAAAACCUGUAGGACCCUGCCAGGGCUGAAGAGACCCUCCUUGUCAGUGGACUCGUCCUCGGAGUCCAGCCGGAGCUCCCACAACGGUCAAAUGUGGGAUCCUCAGUGUAGCCCCCGGAAGGACAAGCAGGUUCACCUGACACAUUUUGAGCUGGAAGGUCUCCGGUGCCUUGUGGAGAAGCUAGAGUCACUGCCAUUACACAAGAAAUGUGUCCCAACGGGGAUCGAAGACGAAGAUGCUCUCAUUGCUGAUGUCAAGAUCCUGCUCGAGGACCUGGCCCAUAGUGAUCCCAAGUUAGCCCUCACUGGAGUCCCCAUAGUGCAGUGGCCCAAAAGGGACAAGCUUAAGUUCCCCACGCGGCCCAAGGUGCGGGUCCCCACCAUCCCCAUCACUAAGCCUCACACCAUGAAGCCUGCUCCGCGGCUGACCCCGGUAAGACCCGCUGCCUCACCCAUUGUCUCAGGAGCCCGGCGGCGGCGGGUUCGGUGUCGGAAAUGCAAGGCCUGCGUCCAGGGGGAGUGUGGCGUGUGCCACUACUGCAGGGACAUGAAGAAGUUCGGGGGGCCCGGGCGCAUGAAGCAGUCGUGUGUCCUUCGCCAGUGCUUGGCGCCCCGACUGCCUCAUUCGGUCACGUGUUCUCUCUGCGGAGAAGUGGAUCAGAAUGAGGAAAACCAAGACUUUGAGAAGAAGCUCAUGGAAUGUUGUAUCUGCAAUGAGAUCGUUCAUCCCGGCUGCCUGCAGAUGGACGGAGAGGGGCUGCUCAAUGACGAGCUGCCGAACUGCUGGGAGUGCCCGAAAUGCUACCAGGAGGAUACCUCAGAGAAGGUACAGAAACGUAAGAUGGAGGACAGCGACGAAGACGUGGUCCAAGCCAAAGUCCUGCGGCCUCUGCGGAGCUGUGACGAGCCUCUCACGCCACCCCCUCACUCCCCCACGGCCAUGCUGCAGCUCAUCCAUGACCCCGUGUCCCCCCGAGGCGUGGUGACGCGCUCCUCCCCGGGGGCCGGUCCGAGCGACCACCACAGUGCCAGCCGUGACGAGCGCUUCAAACGGCGGCAGCUGCUGCGGCUCCAGGCCACCGAGCGAACGAUGAUGCGCGAGAAGGAGAACAAUCCCAGCGGCAAGAAGGAGCUCUCCGAAGUGGAGAAGGCCAAAAUCCGGGGCUCCUACCUCACGGUCACGCUGCAGAGGCCCACCAAAGAGCUGCACGGGACGUCCAUUGUGCCCAAGCUGCAGGCCAUCACGGCCUCCUCCACCAACCUCCGCCACUCCCCCCGCGUGCUGGUGCAGCACUGUCCGGCCCGCGCGCCCCAGCGGGGGGAGGAGGAGGGCCUGGCCGCAGAGGAGGAGGAGGACGAGGAGGACGAGGACGAGGAGGACAGUGCGGAGGAGGGCGGGGCCGCCCGGCUGAACGGCCGGGGCGGCUGGGCGCAGGACGGGGAGGAGAGCUGGAUGCAGCGGGAGGUCUGGAUGUCUGUCUUCCGUUACCUCAGCCGCAGAGAACUUUGUGAAUGUAUGCGGGUGUGCAAGACCUGGUAUAAAUGGUGCUGUGACAAGAGACUCUGGACAAAGAUUGAUUUGAGCAGGUGCAAGGCCAUCGUCCCCCAGGCCCUGAGCGGUAUCAUCAAGAGGCAGCCGGUCAGCCUGGACCUCAGUUGGACCAACAUCUCCAAAAAGCAGCUGACCUGGCUCGUCAACAGGCUCCCCGGUCUGAAAGAUCUCCUGCUGGCGGGCUGCUCCUGGUCCGCGGUCUCUGCUCUCAGCACCUCCAGCUGCCCACUUCUCAGGACCCUGGACCUUCGGUGGGCCGUGGGAAUCAAGGACCCUCAGAUCCGAGACUUGCUGACCCCGCCGACUGACAAGCCCGGUCAGGACAAUCGCAGCAAGCUCCGGAACAUGACCGAUUUCCGGCUGGCCGGCCUGGACAUCACCGACGCCACCCUCCGCCUCAUCAUCCGCCACAUGCCGCUUCUGUCUCGGCUCGACCUCAGUCACUGCAGCCACCUUACAGACCAGUCGUCCAACCUGCUGACCGCCGUCGGCUCCUCCACGCGCAACUCCCUCACCGAAAUCAACAUGGCAGGUUGCAAUAAGCUGACGGACCAGUCCCUGUUGUAUCUCCGGCGCAUCUCCAACGUCACCCUGAUCGACCUUCGAGGCUGCAAGCAGAUCACUCGGAAGGCCUGCGAGCACUUCAUCUCGGACCUGUCCAUCAACAGCCUCUACUGCCUGUCUGAUGAGAAGUUGAUCCAGAAAAUCAGCUAAAGCCCACUCAGCCCCAGACUGAACAGGAAACAGAAACCCCCCCCCUCCCACUCCCCACCGCGGAGAGCCGCUCCCCCCAUUCUGCACGGGCUUCGAGGCCGAGGCCGGCCUCCCCCUCCCCACCGCGGAGAGCCGCUCCCCCAUCGGCACGGGCUUCGAGGCCGGCUUCCCCCCUUCCGCUCUCCCGUCCCCGCCCCCUUCCGGCACAGCAGGAUAGGCGCAGAGAGGGUGUUCCUGCUGCACGGUCCCGCUGGGACCGGGCACAAGGACGACCCGCUGCUCCCUUCUCUCCUCCCUUCCCUCCCUCGUUCCUUCCCUCCCUCUGAUGAAAAAGGGAUAGGAAAAAAAUCACAGGAGGUGCUGUUGAGGUGCUCACUUGGAGACCAAGCUCAUAGUUGGGGGUGCCGUGCCAACUUAAUCAGCACAACCCCCGCCCCAUCAGGGCCGCCCCUCCCCCCGCUCCCGGCGGGGCCCGGGCCCAGCACUGUCCCCGGGAAGGGAGGCGCGGGCCCUGCCGCCGGGGGCCGGCCUCGGCCGGCUGUCUCCUCCAUCAGGCUCUGCCCGGCUCUCGCGGAAGGCGGCUCUGGCCCCGAAGGCCGGACCCUGCGAUCACACUGGUGCUGUUGAAUUUCCAGAGACCUCCUCCAUGUCUGUCCCCACCCUCUGCAGCUUGACACUGUCCAAGGCCCGGAGCUCAGCAAACAGCCUCCCCGUACUUUGGCCCCAGCCGCGUCCCGUGGCCGCGCGCUUGGUCGGCUGCUGCCCCCAUGGACGCCAGGGCCGCCCCCGUCGAGAGCGGCCGGGCUGGGGCCCAGGGGGAGGGGGCGGUGGGGGGCGCGGGGAGAGGGGCCCGGGCCUAGCUCCAGUCACCAGAUCCCCCUGCUGAAGCCCCCCUCCCCUCAUCCCCUUCUCUCCUCCCCCAGAUUCUUUUUUCUCUCUUUCUCCGAAGAGGGCUUUCCCUGGGUGUGUGUGCUUGGAGGGAGCGGGUGGCUUCCACCGCUGGGGGGGUGGGGGGUGGGGGGUGGGGGGCGGAUGAGGACCAGGCCGGGUCCCCGCUCUUCCGAUGGCCUGGGAGGGUCUUGUCUUUGUGUAUAGUCUGGUGACUCAGUCCUUGUUCUUCAGCUUAGAGAAAUACUCCGCUUUGGCUCUCCCCCUGCCCAGCCGCUGGCGCCCGCUCUCCGCCCGGACCCCCGGCCCCGGGGCAGGGGGGAGGGGGGAGGCUGCAUGUGCCUGUUUGUGUAGGCUUUGGGGAGGGCUGGGCUUGUGUGUGCUCCCUCCCUGCUGCCCCCCAUUCUUUUGCAUCGAGCAGGCCGCUCCAAAGAUCCUCUCUAGAGCAGCAGAGAGCUUUUUGCACUUUAAAGAGAAAGAAAAGGUCGAGUUUCUUUUUGGGUCAGUGUGGACGAGAGAGGAGGUGCUCACAGCAGCUGCCUGUGGCGAGAGCUUCUAAACGUUAUACGCAAAUUUGCACUCUGCUCCCCAGUCUGUAAGGAUGUUGAUAGCACAACCUGGUCCCCGCUUCUCUCCCACCGGCCCCUCGGUUCCCUUCGUCGACCCCGGUCCCAGGCUCUCCCCUCGGCCCGGCCCGGCCGUACCCCUGCUCCUUCGGAAGCAGCAGCGGGCGGGGGGAGGAGGGCGCCCGCGGUGGCCGCCUGGCCCGGCUCCGGCUCCCGGCCUCGCCUUCGAGCUCCAGGAGACAGACAGAACGAGUCUCGGGGAGGGAGCGGGCGGGAGGUGGCAGCGGGGGCUGCGCGCGUGCGUCCCGGCGCGGGCUGCGCCGCCGCUGCCGCCCCGACGAGUGGCGGGCGCUCCCUCAGCCCUGACCCCCCCAGGCCCGGCCCCCGCCCCCAGCUCCGCGGGGCCACGCGCAGACGGAAUGUCAGGGACCCGAUUCCCGAGUGCCUCAGUAGGGGAACUUCUCUGUAAAGAACCCUGGGUAUUGAGCAAAAACCUUUUCUUAUUAAUAUUAUUAUUGCUAAUGACCUAUAAUUGGAAGCUUCCUGCCUUUUUUGGUUGCUCCUGUGGAAAAUACUGAAACGAAGACUUACUGUUUGUUUGUUUUUUGCCUUUUUUGUAAAAAGGGGAGGUGGAGAGACCCCUUCACAGCAGGGAUCGUGCCGGGACAGUGCCUCUGACUUUGGGACAUUUUAACCUGAAGAGAAAUUUCCAAGCCGAUUGGGGAUUUUUCAUCUUCAGCUUGGAAAAAUGGAAGCAUUUUUCCCGUGCACAGAAAUGGGAGCGCGCGAGCCGCAGCAGCAGGACACGAAUUCCCCUGCUGGGCUUUGCUUCCAUUUUGGAGGAGAAGGGAGGGGACUAUGGCUUUUAGAGGGGACGGGGUCGCUCCCCGCAGUGCUGGUGGUGGCAGUUCUUGAGUUCCUGCAUCGGGGCCGGGGGGAGGGAGGAGAAAAGGUGGCUUCAGUUGCAAUACUUGCAGUCUGCUCCUAGACGCGAGCUCCCCAGGCACGUCCGCCGCGGCUCCCGGGACAGCAGGGAGAGGCUUCCUGCCUCCUGCCUCCACCUUUCUGAGCACGGGGGUGAAAACCACAGAGGAAAGGAAGAAAAAUUAUAUAUAUAUAUAUAUAAUAUAAAAUCACUUGGUGAUUAAAAAUAACUGCUCCAUAAAUAAAACUCCUAAAGUCACUAUGUUUAAAGGGUUUGGUUGUGCUUUUUGUUUCCCGGAGAAAUAUUGUAAAUAUCUAUUUUUUGUUGCUGAUUUAGAGUCAAUCUCCGAUGUUGUGCUAAAAAUUUAAAUUAAAUGUAAGCAUUAAGGGGAUAACAAGACGUCUUUGGCAUCUCCGUUACCACCCGGGGCUUGCGGCGGGCAGGGCCGGGAGGAGGCGGAGGCCCGGCGGGGCCUGGUCUCCUCCCGGCAGAGCUCCUGCGCCCCUGGCUCCGGCCCAGAGCAAGGCCAUUUCUGCUCUGGGGGAGGGCUAUUUGUGUAAUAAAUUUUAAGAUGGAAAGGAGCUCUAAGGGGACAUUUUUAUUUAGGUAAGGGUUCUUGGCGGGGAGAGGGCAUUCGGGGGCUUUUGUUUGUUUGUUUGGGGGAUUGAAUAAAAGAACAGUUUUUAAAA
This is a messenger RNA of Antechinus flavipes (yellow-footed antechinus), 7353 nucleotides long. RefSeq names its product lysine demethylase 2A (gene KDM2A). Gene Ontology annotation, molecular function: protein binding; zinc ion binding; transcription coregulator activity. Gene Ontology annotation, biological process: protein demethylation; regulation of transcription by RNA polymerase II. The record is from RefSeq and is a predicted model, not a curated record. The coding region runs from base 797 to 4285 and encodes 1162 amino acids. The transcript is spliced from 20 exons. NCBI's taxonomy places the organism in Eukaryota, Metazoa, Chordata, Mammalia, Dasyuromorphia, Dasyuridae.